AUGGAAUCUCUGAAGCUGCCCAUGGGGCAUCGGGAAUGCCUUUGGUCCCCCGUUGCCGACCUGAUCACAGAGGAGGGCUUCAGAACGCUGAAGCCCGGCGAAUCUCCAUUCAUCCUCAAACCCGAGCAUUUGAAGCCCUGGCCCGAAUUUUCGAAGGAAGUAAAAGACCUCCUGGAGCCAUACUGCGGGAAAUACCAGCCCUUUAGACCCAGGGUGCCCGAUGAGGUCUUUGGAACGGCUAAUGAGCUGGGGGUGCAGGGUCGUUUCGUCAAUAACGCUCUGCACCCGGUGGGAGAGAUCUGCAAUCUUCUAAAGUUGGGGGUCAGCUUCGGGGACGCGCAAUGGGGUAGGAAUAGACUUCUGAUUGGGGCGAAGAAGGGGGAGAAGCGGAAGCAAGGAGCGCCAGCGGGAGACAAUCUCGUACCCGAUCUUGUCGUUGUAGAGACCAGGACUCAUGCCAUCAAAGCGGUGGCGGAAGUGAAAACAUUUUGGGCCUUUGCGCCUAAACGAGACCAAUCAUGGCACGCAUUCAUUGUUCAUAAAAUAGGCCAGCUCGCGCGAUAUAUGGACGACCACCAUACUCGUUAUGGGAUCUUCACCGUAUACGAGUAUACGUGGUUUGUGAAGAGGAUUGACAAUCUCCAAUUCGCCAUGUCCCAACCCAUAAGCGCCAGAGCCCAAUCAUCUGCGACAAGCGUCUCGUUGCGAGAGUGCAUCUUUGCGACUGUCCUCAGAGGGCUAGAUGACAAGGAUAAUUUUUUCCCCGUUAGGUACGGCUCGAAGCUGGUAAGCUAUAGCAUUCUCGAAAUUCCUAUCACUAGCUAA
Molecule: messenger RNA, 825 nt
Organism: Aspergillus ibericus CBS 121593
Lineage: Eukaryota; Fungi; Ascomycota; Eurotiomycetes; Eurotiales; Aspergillaceae
Exons: 2
Coding region: 1-825 (274 amino acids)
Source: RefSeq, a predicted model, not a curated record